This is a messenger RNA of Diaporthe citri, 978 nucleotides long. RefSeq lists its product as uncharacterized. Bases 1 to 978 code for a protein of 325 amino acids. The record is from RefSeq and is a predicted model, not a curated record. The transcript has a single exon. NCBI's taxonomy places the organism in Eukaryota, Fungi, Ascomycota, Sordariomycetes, Diaporthales, Diaporthaceae.
AUGGACAAGACCUCCGCCGGUAGCGUCCCCGAAAAAGCAUGCGCUAUCAACUUCGCCGUACCUCUUCUCCGGGGAAAGUACCCGAUAAAGGCGGCCAACAUGACAAGCAACUCAUUAUCCGAACCCAAGCUCAUUGAGCUGUCCCCCGAGGAGCUUCGAACCAAGAAGAUAGGCUCGCGUAACCUCCAGGCCGCCGUCGAGGCGCUCCACCAGGAUGGCCUUGUGGUGCUCAAGAACGCCGUCGAUGUCGACCACCUCGACAAACUGAACGCGCGGAUGGUCCCAGAAGCCAAGGACUUGUAUGCGAGGCCCAGCACGCACCGCAAUUUCGGCCAGACCACGGGUAACAUCCAACAAGAACCAGUCCUCGAGGACGGCUACAUCUUUCAAGACGUCAUCGCUAACCCAUGGGCUACCGAUGUGAUACAAUGUAUGCUAGGCCCCAAGACAACGCUACGAUUCUACAGCGCAAACACGGCAUUUAAAGCCACGGGCCGGCAGCCUCCACACAUCGACGUGGACUUUGACUUUCCCAAGGUCCCGUUCGGGUACUGCGUCAACAUCAACCUCGUGGACGUGACCCCGGAAAACGGGUCCACCGAGGUCUGGCUGGGGUCGCACGCCGACACGGACGUCGGCGUCCUCGACCCGGAGGAGUAUCAGAUCCGCCCGAGCCUCCAGAGGCAGCGGAGGAAGACGCGCCCGCCCACCCAGCCUAGUCUGACCAAGGGGUCACUUGUCAUCCGGGACUUCCGCCUCUGGCAUGCGGGCAUGCCGAACCGGACUGACGACCCGAGGGUGAUGUUGGUGACUGUCCAGUUCCCAUCUUGGUACAGGAGCGAGCUGAAGAUGAAGCUGCCGAGGGCCGUGCAGGACAAGAUCGAGUGGGGAGACCUGGUGCCUUGCGUUGAGUGGAUGGACGAGGGGUAUGACUACCUGCAGGGGGCUCAUGAUCAUGAUUUCUCGCUUCUUCCCUGA